CUCGUGCUCAAUAUCAAUUUCCACCCAUUUAUAGUAAUUAAAAACGCUUUCAAACACCUGAAAUUCUUCUUCGAACUGUUAUAAAACAUGCGUUUGUUGCUCACUUCACAGUUUUGAAUUUGAAUGGCUGUGCAAAUGUCAUAAAUUUUCUUCUCUCUUGUUUUGAUCCCUGAGAAAUACAUUUCCAGCCGCUUUUCCGUGGCUCUCCGGAUGGAAGUGGAGCGCGUGCUGAAGCUGCCGGACAGUGGCGAGGCGGAGGUGGUGUGCGUGAAGCAGGACGACGCUGUCACGCUGAGAGCCAAUCGAGUGGCCUUGGAAGCUCUCCUCGAAGGAUUUGACCUGAAAUCUCUGUCCAAGACUUUCCUGAACCAUGACAUCAAGCUGCGCACUCUGGCGCAGCUCACGGAGGAGGAUCUGGUGCUGCUGGGCAUUGAGGACUCGGCGCUCCGGGAAGCCAUGCUGAAGGAUUUCGCGUGUCAGCCCAACCAAGUACCUGGCUUCGACGAGUUCCUGCGCGCCCUCGACCGCGAGUCCUGCAACACCCGCACGAUGCGCUCAGUGAUCACGCACCUGCACACGCUCCAGGACUCCGUCGUGUCGUCGUACCUGAAGCUCUACAUGGAGAAUCCCAACGACAUUCCCAUCGGAGACUCCUUCGCCACCGCCUACGUCAUCCAGACGCUGGACGAGAUCCUCAGGCGCGCCCACGAGAUGGACAGCGACCUGGUGCGGAUUCAGGAGGACUACAACAGAAUGAACCUGCCAAAGAAGAAGUCCGUGCGCCAUCUGAAGACGCUGGGCAGCGUCGCGUGCGUCCUGCUCGCCGGCUUCGGCCUGUACAAGCUGGCCACGUCGCGAUCCUCCCUGGCGCACCUCACCGACUACCUGCAGCCCUUCCUGGACAGCCAAGUGGCGCCGCCGGACUGGUGAAAUGAGAACUGAGAUGCCUUGUGAAGAGUUUAGGUUUAUUUUCAAUACAAUACUCCUCU
Molecule: messenger RNA, 989 nt
Organism: Phlebotomus argentipes
Lineage: Eukaryota; Metazoa; Arthropoda; Insecta; Diptera; Psychodidae
Exons: 3
Coding region: 211-930 (239 amino acids)
Molecular function (GO): protein binding
Source: RefSeq, a predicted model, not a curated record